UACACAGGUCUAAAAUCUUACUGAGAACCUGGCAAAAAAUAGAGAAUGAAAACAAAUCGUUAGAACGGGGCUGGCAAAAGUGAAAGCGACAGCUAACUUCACCGAUUUUAUUUCAUAAUAUUUUAUUUAUAUAUAUGUAUAUUAAUUUUUUUAUUUUAUUUUGUUUAAUUUGGCAACUUUUACCAUAAAUCUCAAAACACGACGCCAUUAAAUAAAUAUGCAACUGGCGAGUCACAGAUUACAGUGUAGAAGUGGUAGGGGGAAACAGCACAAAGUGGCAAAGAAGAUAAACCAGAUGUUAAGCAACAUCACUCAUUGCAGCAUGUGAAACUGACAGCUCAUACCAAAUUUGGAGUACAAAUCCAGAAAUACAAAUACUAUAUAAAGAGAAAAACAUCUAUGUCUGUGCGGGAAGAAAUCCUCCAGCAUGUGCAGAGUUGAAGGUAUAAAUGAAAGCGUGGGUGUACAGCACAGCUGUGAGCAGGAUCUGUGACAAGAAGAGCAGCAGCAUUUCCAAAAACAGUUAUAAUGACAUUCAUCCAAAUCUUCAAAAGAGAACACAUACUCCAGCUUGAUCUACUUCCGCACUUCUGUACUGUCAAAUUCCAGCCAGGGCAGCAUGAGGCUCAUCACUGCCCCCCAUGUGGAAAACAACACCAGCACUGAACAGCUGAAUGAGAAAGAUCGCCGUCAUGGCAGAACUGUCAAUCCUCUGAUAAUGCAGCAGAAUUCGAGUGUAGAUGAGACCUGGGCAGAUAAAGUGGUUAGAGGACUAUGGAUGGGCUGGGCAACUUCUGACAUGCUGAGCUUACAGCUUCAGAAAGCCAAGGAGGAAUAUACUGCUAUCAAUCUGUACAAGGUGAAUUACACAGGAGAGCUGAAACAGCAGAGGGACAAGAAGAAGCUCCUGUGCGAGCUGAAGCAGCAGGAAGCCCUCCGGACUCUGAAUGGGUCUGAGGAACCCUUUGCAAGUCUAGGAUGGCAGAAACUGGUACCCCACCAACCUCUGGAGCAGGCAAUGAGUGGCCCCUACAGGACAUGUGCUGUGGUUUGCUCGGCUGGUGCCAUUCUCAACUCAUCACUGGGUCAUGAGAUUGAUUCUCAUGACGCAGUGCUUCGAUUCAAUGCUGCUCCAACUGAGGGCUAUGAGAAUGAUGUGGGCAACAAGACCACCAUCCGCAUCAUCAACUCUCAGAUUAUGGCUGGUCCACAGCAUAGGUUUAAUGACAGUCAUCUCUAUAAAAAUGUUACACUUGUGGCAUGGGAUCCUAGUCCAUAUUCUGGCAACCUUGAAAAGUGGUACAAGAGCCCAGAUCAUGACCUGUUCACAGCAUAUAUUGAACAAAGGAAGAGAUCUCCAUCACAGCCCUUCUACAUCCUGCACCCAGACUUCCUCUGGAACCUGUGGGACAUUCUUCAGGGCAACACAGAAGAGAACGUCCAUCCCAAUCCACCCUCGUCAGGGUUCAUAGGUAUCAUUCUGAUGAUGAACAUUUGUGAGACUGUUGAUAUCUAUGAGUUCAUCCCAUCUAAAAGACACACAACUCUGUGCCACUACUAUGCGCAGUACCAUGACAUGGCCUGCACACUGGGAGCGUAUCACCCACUGCUUUAUGAGAAGCUUCUCAUCAGAAGAAUGACCACUGCCUCUUUGGACGAACUUAUGACAAAGGGAAAGGCCACUCUCCCAGGGUUUAGUCAGAUCACCUGCUAAGGGCAGCAAGUGUAAUAAAGAUGCGGCAUAAACUCAGAGCUCAUUAAAAACCAAAUCAACAGAAAUAACCAGAUUAAAAUAUACGUGAUAAAUCAGAGGCUAUUACACUUCUUUACUACUGUAGGGAAACUGGCAGGGUGGAAAGUAAAUGACUAGUUUUUUAUUUACUAUACUAUACUAUACAUAGUAUUUUGUUACUAUACUUAUAGAUUAAAUACACACUAUUUCAAGUGUAUAUUUUUCAGGUGAAUACCUGUGACAUCACAAAAGUCUCUUCUUAGCUAGUCAGUGACUGUACGCUAUGUACAGUGUGUUCAGUGUAGAAUCUAUUCAUUUCUAUUGAGAAACCAAUAUCCAUUUCAUCAGUGAAAAAUGUAAAAUGUGCCAGUUAAGGCUCUGGGUCGUUGACCGGAAGAUCAGGGGUUCAAGCCCCAGCACCCCCAAGUUGCCACUGUUGGGCCCUUGAGCAAGGCCCUUAACCCUCUCUGCUCCAGGGGCGCCGUAUCAUGGCUGACCCCGCGCUCUGACCCCAACCUCCAAGGAUGGGAUAUGCGAAGAAAGAAUUUCACUGUGCUGUAAUGUAUAUGUGACAAAUAAAGGCUGUUUCAUUUCAGUAUGGUUAAUGUUAUAGCUCUCUGUGUAUCUGAAUAUGCAUAAACCACCGAACUGAAGUUUGCAACCAAAGUGCCUCUGAAAAAAUGUUACAAUGUGUUGCGGAAAAACAAAGAUUUGAACUUUUAUGGAGACUGGAAACUAGGAUAACUUUCCAGAUAUUGGACAAUUGUAAUGGGGAACUGGUAUCAGAAAAUGUCUGCUACUUCAUGCUUUGUAAACACACAAAAUAAAGCAAGCCAAACUGACCUAGAGAACAGCACUUACAGUACUUAAACAAAGUUAGAAUAGAGAGAGACACUGGCACCUAAGGGACAAAAAUUUACACUAAAGCCUGUCAUAUUUUUAUCAUCAUAAGGGGUAAACCAAUACAUGCAACUCUUCAUGUUAUUUAUAACGAGAUUGCAUGUUUGUUUGUAUAUAAAGUAUUCUUUCAAGGUACCUGUUACUCAGGACUGUAAAUUUUAACCACUACUGGCAUUUAAAUACGAGAAAAAACUAAAUAUAUAUUCUUUAAAUUAUAUAUAUAUAUAUAUUCUUUCAUUCAUUUUAGAUUUAAUUUCAUUUACCUUCUAUUUUUAGAACACAUGCCUUAAAGUUCAACUAAUGUCUAAUUCAUGGUGUCAAAACCAUUUGGUGAUAUAUUGUAAAGGUU
Molecule: messenger RNA, 2981 nt
Organism: Hemibagrus wyckioides
Lineage: Eukaryota; Metazoa; Chordata; Actinopteri; Siluriformes; Bagridae
Gene: st6gal2b
Product: ST6 beta-galactosamide alpha-2,6-sialyltranferase 2b
Exons: 8
Coding region: 620-1714 (364 amino acids)
Molecular function (GO): sialyltransferase activity
Source: RefSeq, a predicted model, not a curated record